AUGGCUCUGGGCCGUCCUCCCUUGGCCCGACUCGGAUUUUCUACCUCCACCGCCUCCCGCCGAGUCUGGCGCACAUCAGCAACGCUGGCUCCCCCCACUUCAGCAGCCCCUCCUUCCUCCUUUUCUCCCCCCACUAGGCCUUCUACUUCCUCUCUCUCUCGAGUCUCUCUGCUUGCCAGACAUUUCUCUUCCCCCGCGUCCACCAUGUCGUACACCGUCCGCAAGAUUGCCCAGCCCUAUACGCUGGAGCACCGUGUUUACAUCGAGAAGGAUGGCGUCCCCGUCUCUCCCUUCCACGACAUUCCCCUCUACGCAGAUGAGGCCAACGGCAUCCUGAACAUGGUCGUUGAGAUCCCUCGCUGGACCAACGCCAAGCAGGAGAUCUCCAAGGAGGAGUUCCUCAAUCCCAUCAAGCAGGACACCAAGAAGGGCAAGCUUCGCUUCGUCCGUAACUGCUUCCCCCACAAGGGUUAUCUCUGGAACUACGGUGCCUUCCCCCGCACCUGGGAGGACCCCAACUCCAUCCACCCCGAGACCAAGGCAAAGGGCGACAACGACCCUCUGGAUGUCUGCGAGAUCGGCGAGCUGGUCGGCUACCCCGGUCAGGUUAAGCAGGUCAAGGUUCUGGGUGUCAUGGCCCUGAUCGACGAGGAGGAGACCGACUGGAAGAUCAUCGUCAUCGACGUCAAGGACCCCCUGGCUGCCAAGCUGAAGGACAUCGAGGAUGUCGAGAGCCACCUGCCCGGCCUUAUGCGCGCCACCAACGAGUGGUUCCGCAUCUACAAGAUUCCCGACGGCAAGCCCGAGAACCAGUUCGCUUUCUCCGGCGAGUGCAAGAACAAGAAGUACGCCGAGGAGGUCAUCAAGGAGUGCUCCGAUGCCUGGGAGAAGCUCAUGUCCGGCAAGGCCCCCGCCGGCGACAUCAGCGUUGCCAACACCCAGCUUGAGGAGAACCGCGCCGAUGCCGCCCAGGUGGCUGCCAUCCCCCGCGGCGAGAACCUGCCCCCGCUCCCAUUGACGGAAGCAUUGACAAGUGGUUCUUCAUCUCUGGCGCUGCCGCUUAAAUGUUGCCCUUCGCUUUUUAAAGAAUACCAAAUUCAAAAUGCUGAUUGA
Messenger RNA from Penicillium macrosclerotiorum, 1113 nucleotides. RefSeq names its product inorganic diphosphatase IPP1 (gene ipp1). Gene Ontology annotation, biological process: phosphate-containing compound metabolic process. NCBI's taxonomy places the organism in Eukaryota, Fungi, Ascomycota, Eurotiomycetes, Eurotiales, Aspergillaceae. The transcript is spliced from 4 exons. The record is from RefSeq and is a predicted model, not a curated record. Gene Ontology annotation, cellular component: cytoplasm; nucleus. Gene Ontology annotation, molecular function: magnesium ion binding; inorganic diphosphate phosphatase activity. Bases 1 to 1113 code for a protein of 370 amino acids.